Knipowitschia caucasica is the source of this 303-nucleotide messenger RNA. The record is from the annotation of a GenBank genome assembly. NCBI's taxonomy places the organism in Eukaryota, Metazoa, Chordata, Actinopteri, Gobiiformes, Gobiidae.
AUGCAAGUAAACAGAGUAGAGAGAGAGGAUGUUGUAGUGAUUUUAGUUUGGGACAAGUGUGACCCGGAGGAUGACUCUGUGGUGGGGAUGGAGCAGGGACAGAGUACGGCUGUGUGUGCGGCGGCUGCAGGAGGAGGAGGGGCGCGGGACUCCAGAGCGGUGCAGUGCGCGGCCUUCAACGAUCAGGAAUUCAUGGGUCGACUCUACAACUGGGAGCCUUUCACUGAGGCUGUUUCACCAGUGCAGAGGGUCAGGUCAGCCACGACACAGAGGCACACGACGGCUCUUCUCAAUGAAGAGUGA